GGUGUCGUCCCUUUCGCUGAUGCAAGAACCUAGUGCGGUUGUGAGAGCGAUAUCUGUAGGAACGGCGUUGCCGCCAAGGCCUGGGUCUGAACCAUCUGACUUCCUGUCCGUGUCGAGCCCACUCGAUCUGCAGCCAUGUCGGGGGAUGAGAUGAUCUUUGAUCCUACUAUGAGCAAGAAGAAAAAGAAGAAGAAGAAGCCUUUUAUGUUAGAUGAAGAAGGAGAUGCCCAGACAGAAGAAACUCAGCCCUCAGAAACAAAAGAAGUGGAGCCGGAGCCUACUGAAGACAAAGAUGUGGAAGCUGAUGAAGAGGACAGUAGGAAAAAAGAUACUUCUGAUGAUCUAGAUGACUUGAACUUUUUUAAUCAAAAGAAAAAGAAGAAAAAAACAAAAAAGAUAUUUGAUAUUGAUGAAGCUGAAGAAGGCAUAAAGGAUCUUAAGAUUGAAAGUGAUGUUCAAGAGUCAGCUGAACCAGAAGAUGACCUUGACAUUAUGCUUGGCAAUAAAAAGAAGAAAAGGAAGAAUGUCAAGUUCCCAGAUGAGGAUGAAAUACUAGAGAAAGAUGAGGCUUUAGAAGAUGAAGACAGCAAAAAAGAUGAUGGUAUCUCAUUCAGUAAUCAGUCAGGACCUGCUUGGGCAGGCUCAGAAAGAGACUACACAUAUGAGGAGCUACUGAAUCGAGUGUUUAACAUCAUGCGGGAAAAGAACCCAGAUAUGGUUGCUGGAGAGAAAAGGAAAUUUGUCAUGAAACCUCCACAAGUUGUCCGAGUAGGAACCAAGAAAACAUCUUUUGUCAAUUUUACAGAUAUCUGUAAACUAUUGCAUCGUCAACCCAAACAUCUCCUUGCAUUUUUAUUGGCAGAACUGGGUACAAGUGGUUCUAUAGAUGGUAACAACCAACUUGUAAUCAAAGGAAGAUUUCAACAGAAACAGAUAGAAAAUGUCUUGAGAAGAUAUAUCAAGGAAUAUGUCACCUGUCAUACGUGCCGAUCGCCGGACACAAUUCUGCAGAAGGACACCCGACUUUAUUUCUUACAGUGCGAAACUUGUCACUCUCGAUGCUCUGUUGCCAGCAUCAAAACCGGCUUCCAGGCUGUCACGGGCAAGCGAGCACAGCUCCGUGCCAAAGCUAACUAAUUUGCUAAUCACCACUGAUUUUCAAAGUGUGUUGUGGAGAUUUGGCUGGACAGGUUUACCACCAGAGUGGAUAUACCAUUGUAUUAAAAGCAAGAUAGAAAAGCUGCCAGAUUCUUUGGCAUGUGGUUGGUUGGCCUGUGAAAUCCUUGCAAGAUGCCGAUGCUCAAGCUGUUGACAUACUCAUUGCCUACUUUAACAACUGUCAGAGAAACGUGAUGGGGUAAGGAGGUGCUUUUUUAAAACCGUUCAUAGACUUCUGUAAAAUGCAAGAUAAAUUAAAAGUUAUUAUAACAGUGA
Elephantulus edwardii (Cape elephant shrew) is the source of this 1434-nucleotide messenger RNA. It is a transcript of the gene EIF2S2, whose product is annotated as eukaryotic translation initiation factor 2, subunit 2 beta, 38kDa. Gene Ontology annotation, cellular component: eukaryotic translation initiation factor 2 complex. Gene Ontology annotation, biological process: translational initiation; formation of cytoplasmic translation initiation complex; formation of translation preinitiation complex. Bases 136 to 1137 code for a protein of 333 amino acids. NCBI's taxonomy places the organism in Eukaryota, Metazoa, Chordata, Mammalia, Macroscelidea, Macroscelididae. The record is from RefSeq and is a predicted model, not a curated record. Gene Ontology annotation, molecular function: mRNA binding; translation initiation factor binding; translation initiation factor activity. The transcript has 9 exons.